AUGCCGUCCAAAACGGCGUUGGAUCCGUUUGCCAUUGUCAUAGACGCCGCAAACCAAGCUUCUCUUGCCGCCAUCUCCGCGCAAACGGCAAUCUCUAUUUCCGAUCUUCGUCAGCUCAACCCCGCUCUUGGCUCGUACACACACUUGGAGCUUCUACCCCUCGGGACAGUGGUGCACCUGCCUCCGCGGUUGGAACAGCGGGGAAAACCGUACGGCAACUACUUCACCAUCGGGCCCAUGGAGGAGGCGUUACGUUCAUUGGACGCCAGACUGGAUGAGCUUGUUGCAAAGGAGCAGACACAGCUCCCAGCGCUUCCCCCAAGAAAAAUUUUAUCCAAGACAGAACGAAUUAUUGAAAUGGUGCGGAAGGAAGGUGAGCGCCAACUGGCACGUAUUAAGGAAGAGUACGCGGAAUGCGGGGAACGUUCAACGGUGUUUCAAUUUCUUGUGGAUGUGGAGCCUGUGAAGCAAUUGCAGAGUGAUAUUGAGGACGAAUUUGACGGAGGGAAACUUCAUUUGAAGGCACUAGAGAGUGCGAAUCAUGCGACAUUCAACAAGGCGUGGCAACAUCAGGAGAAUGCCCUUACAGAGGCCUCACGUUGGAGUGUGCGAGAUGCCUCUGAGGAUUUUUGUUUGGAAGAGCACUCUCAUCGCUGGGAAUUUACUUUCCUUUCACCGGAUGCAGCUCUGGAGGCACAUGAUACCUGGGCCGUGCUUUCUUGCCAGACCCUUGGUGCCCUCAUCGAUGCCUUUGAGUGUAGAAACUGUCUGCCUGUGAAUAUUUCCAAGAAUGCUUUUGUUUUUAUUGGUGGAACUUUCUAUAUUGACAAUCGCCACGCUGGAAUUGAAGGUGAAAACUACGAUGAUUUGACCGCCCCAAUUCGUCACUUUCAGCCAAUUGGAGAUGGUGAUUCUGGAAACAUGAAUGCUGUGGCGUUUGGACGAUGUCCUGUUAAGUACAUGUCAGAGACCACCUUUGCCGACCUGGAUUUGCGGCUUGGAGAAUUUGGCGUCAUUCGGCACAUUGGAUGGUGCAAUCACUAUUUUUAUCUAAGUUCUGUAGCGAGUCUUCGGGGCCUGGAACGCCAUGAUCGGGAGAAGGGGGCCUAUCCACAGCGUGUCAUGAGGGCGCCUCGUCGCGCUGUGCGAUGCCGCAUGUGUCGACAUUUUCCUGCCACCAUUGUAUGCUACAAGGAUGAGCUUUCGCCCUCUAGUCCGUGUCCUUACUGUGUUCCGUGCUUUGAGUUGCUGCACGCAACGGAUGAGGGUGUUGUUGAGGAAGACAAAUGCAUUGUCAUCAAGCAUCAUGAUGGAAAGUAUUUUUCAUCAUGA
Trypanosoma rangeli is the source of this 1332-nucleotide messenger RNA. Its product is annotated as putative small nuclear RNA gene activation protein (SNAP) 50. Gene Ontology annotation, cellular component: snRNA-activating protein complex. Bases 1 to 1332 code for a protein of 443 amino acids. Lineage: Eukaryota; Euglenozoa; Kinetoplastea; Trypanosomatida; Trypanosomatidae. Gene Ontology annotation, molecular function: RNA polymerase II cis-regulatory region sequence-specific DNA binding; core promoter sequence-specific DNA binding; bent DNA binding. Gene Ontology annotation, biological process: snRNA transcription by RNA polymerase III; snRNA transcription by RNA polymerase II. The transcript has a single exon. The record is from RefSeq and is a predicted model, not a curated record.